AUUCCAGCCAAGAACUUUGAUGCUGCAAAGCAUUUUAGAACACACCCUGCUCUAGUUGGUAGAAGAUUUAAUCGUCCAACUCUUGAAAGCCUACAGAAUGGUGAAUUUGUUGCUGACAUUGAUGAGACAGACUUUCUGAGUGCAACAGAGAAGAAAAAGAAGAAAUAUCAGGAGUUAAAGAAGAGAAUACAGCGAGAGAAACAUCUUGGUGUAAUAUCACAGAAAAUGGAACGAAGGAAACAGUUACUGGAUAAAUCUUUGAAGAGGAAAAAAGUUGCUGAGGAGACAAAGAAUUCAGCUGCCCAUUAUAAAUGGCAGUUCAAGCGGAAAAGAUGAUUUAUUUUGAAAAUGCUGUCCCCAUUUCGUCUUUCAUUUACUUUUUAAUGUCAGUUUGAAUGAAAUAUAUUCUGUAUUAAUGUGAAGUACAUGUAGUAAAAUUGUUAUGAAAAA
Messenger RNA from Ruditapes philippinarum (Manila clam), 450 nucleotides. Its product is annotated as probable U3 small nucleolar RNA-associated protein 11. The record is from RefSeq and is a predicted model, not a curated record. The transcript is spliced from 3 exons. Gene Ontology annotation, cellular component: small-subunit processome; nucleolus. The annotation marks the transcript as partial. Gene Ontology annotation, biological process: rRNA processing. NCBI's taxonomy places the organism in Eukaryota, Metazoa, Mollusca, Bivalvia, Venerida, Veneridae.